This is a messenger RNA of Meloidogyne enterolobii, 1208 nucleotides long. The record is from the annotation of a GenBank genome assembly. NCBI's taxonomy places the organism in Eukaryota, Metazoa, Nematoda, Chromadorea, Rhabditida, Meloidogynidae.
UUGGCCACAGAAUUUUCCUAAUUAAAUAUACAAGUCAUUUUACUAUAAAAGCCCCGACAUUUAUUCAUUUACCAACACCUCUACAAAACUAUCAUCAUAACUCUUCAAACGUCUACAUUGUCUACAACAACACUCUUCAUGCUCUGCCUUCUUCCAUUGGAGCUCGACACCGGACCCUGGACCAGAAAGUCGUCAACGCUGUGCUCUCUGCUGCUGCUGCUCACCAUCGCCGUACUUGUAGUUCCCGGACAGGACAAAAUCGAAGAAGUCGGACUUGGCAAGCACACAUUGAUUAACAACAAGCAAGUGACGCUCGCCGCCAACACCAUAAUUGCCAGCAGAACAAACUUCGACCUUGCUGAUUUUAACUACAGAAAGCUGUAUCCGGACGCAUGCGAUGUUACAAUCGAAGACGACUACAUCGAGCUUCGGUACAACUACGGCAGCAAUGGAUGCACUGUGGACCUGCUCAGCGAGAACAAGGCGAACAUCAACAUCAUCAAAUUCACGACCGGAGUGCGAAACCCAAAAGGUGGAAAUCUCAGCAAAUGCCUUGAUGAGGGUUUCAUCUUCAGCAAAACCCAUAAUAAUAUCCUGCCUUUCGUCUACAGCAAAAACAACACGAUCAUCGAUAAGCUCAACAGUGGCUGGCACAAUGAAACGAAGGAGCAGUGCAAUGUGGAUAUGUGCGGUACAUGCAUGCUGUGGACAUUUCUUGAAGUCUCGUGGUGUAGGGCUAAGAAGCAAGUGUCAGCUUAUACUCAUAUAGUUGGGGAAAAGGUGUCUCAAAGCGUGCAACAGGACCGGCUGAUGGUGGAUGGUGAGAUGACCCUCAAUCUGACGAUAAGUUCUACGAGCACGUUCACGAUGGACUUCACGAAAGAAAAGACAUUCAACGCUACGGAGGAUGCUGCUUGCGUGCCAAAGAAGGAUCCAAUCGUACACCCGGAAACAUGGACGAUCACGAAUGAAGAGCACAUGGGCAAACACCUGCUUGUCUUCAGCCUGCUUCGACAAAACGCAACUUUUGUGUACGUUGAUGGUCAACGCUCUAAAUCUCCAAAUGGACCGCAUUGUGAACUCUUCGUUCAAUUUGUGAGUUUUGAUUUUUUACCUUUAUGUAGCUCCUUUGUUCAAUUUUUAUACUAAUUUCAUUUUUCCAGGCUACGACCAACUACAGCCUGCUCGUUGUCAACACCUCUGCAACA